Molecule: messenger RNA, 1899 nt
Organism: Capronia coronata CBS 617.96
Lineage: Eukaryota; Fungi; Ascomycota; Eurotiomycetes; Chaetothyriales; Herpotrichiellaceae
Product: cystathionine gamma-synthase
Exons: 1
Coding region: 1-1899 (632 amino acids)
Biological process (GO): transsulfuration
Molecular function (GO): cystathionine gamma-synthase activity; pyridoxal phosphate binding
Source: RefSeq, a predicted model, not a curated record
AUGCUUGCAGCUGUCGGCCAGCCAGUGCCCAAUACAGAACACGCGGUGAGCGUGUCGUUGCCGUCAUGGAAAGCCACGGUGGGCUACGAAAGAGGAGAGGACUGGGUCGUCUCGAAGAUGAAGACAGGAUACCCGCGGUUCUUCAUCCAUUUGACGAUCCAGGAGCUGCAAACCGAAAUCCUCAACCUGUACGGCCGGCCUGGCGAGAGCGUGAUGCUCUUUCCCUCCGCGGCGACGGCGAUGCGAUGCCAAAGAUUUAUCUGCGACAGAGCUGAAGGAUUGGAGCCCGGUUCAGUGCGGGUCUUGCAAUUACAGCCCGUGGUCAGCCAGAAGAAAAGUGUCGAAACGACAUUAUCAAGUCUGGCCUGCGUGUUCUUCCCUAAAGAGCAUUUCGCUGUGGCAAAGCAGGUCUGGCAGCAUUCCGGCGACGGGAUUUCCAGUCGCCGCGGCGAGUUCUGCCUGAAGGCGCUGAAAGAUGGUCUUCUCCGACCCGUCGCAACGCCGUCAUCAUCUUCUCCGUCUUACGCGAAACCAGGACAUGACGAUUUCUACCAUAAGGGUCCUCGCCGAUAUCAGCGGGGGGCAUCGCGCAAUGGAGUUCAUCAUGACGCCUUCUCUAGUACCACGAAUUCAACCUCAACCCAUACACCCCUCAGUGAGCGUGCUCUGGCGCAUGAACCCACCACAACACCUCCAGUCGAUGUUGAUGCCGACGCGGAAGACAGGGAUCACGCGCAAUUUGUGGAGGAGCGGUUCGGACGAAACCUCAACGUGAAGCUAGCGACGCAAGCGAAGCUCGCCAUCCGGCGUCGAAUCAGCGGCUGUCUCACCGACGACUCGGACCUCGACCAAGCGCUAGCCAAUUCGCGCGACGAGAGCAGCGGACGCCAACGCGGCCUUUCCGAAGACGACGUUUAUCUAUACCCGUGCGGGAUGUCGUCCAUAUUCAACACGCACCGGAUCCUCCUCGCGCACGCCGAAGCCAAAGGCGAAGAACCGCGCCGGAGCAUCUGCUUUGGGUUUCCCUACAUCGACACCCUGAAAAUCCUGGAGAAAUGGGGUCCAGGGUGUCAGUUCUACGGCUUCGGGAGUUCGGCAUGUCUAGACGACCUCCAAAAGCGACUGGAGGGCGGCGAGCGGUUCCUGGCCCUCUACACCGAAUUCCCCAGCAAUCCGCUCCUCAAUGCUCCCGACCUGAUCCGCAUUCGACAGUUGGCCGACAAAUACGGGUUCGCGGUCGUCGUGGACGAGACGGUGGGAAGCUUCAUCAACAUCGACGUGCUGAGCCACGCCGACGUGGUGGUCAGCAGCCUGACGAAAGUCUUCAGCGGCGACAGCAACGUCAUGGGCGGCAGUGCCGUGCUUAACCCGCAGAGUUCCUGGUACGCCGACCUCAAACAUCUCAUGGCCCGUGAGUACGAGGACAACUACUGGGCCGAGGACGCGGUGUUUCUGGAACGCAAUUCCCGUGAUUUCAUUUCGCGGAUCGAGAGGAUCAACGUCAGUACCGAAGCCAUCGCCUCUACGUUGAAGUCUUGUCCGUUGGUCAAGCAGGUUUACUAUCCCAAAUAUAACCCCUCGCGGCCCAACUACGACGCCUGUCGCACCCCCAACGGCGGCUACGGUGGGUUGCUGUCCGUCACCUUCCACCAUCCCGAACAGGCUGUUGCGUUCUUCGACGCUCUCGAGGUCCAGAAGGGUCCUAGUCUGGGAACGAACUUCACGCUGGCGUGUCCCUAUGCCGUUCUGGCGCAUUAUGUGGAAUUGGACUGGGUGGCUAGUUGGGGCGUCGAUCCUGACAUUGUUCGACUGAGUGUUGGAUUAGAAGAGCCUGACGAUUUGACCGGGAGGAUUGAGAGGGCGCUCAAGGCGGCCGAAAAUGCUAAGACGGGAGAAUAG